CGCGGCCUUACGUAAGUUCCGGGCGCGGGUCGCACUCCAUCGCGGUGGGGCCGGGCUGGGCCGGGCUGAGCUGGGCUGGUCUCGUCUCGUCUCGUCCUGUCUCUCCGGUGUCUCUUCGUGUUCCCGGGAAGUCGCUCUGUGCAAACAGGAAUGGAUUUCCCCUCCGGAAGGUUGGGACAGGAUGCCGAAAUCCCCCGCGCGCGGCCCGUGCCGGGCGCGGGCCCCCGCGCCGUGAAUCCUUUCCUGAGCCUGCUGAACUCCAUCUCCUCGGGUCUGUCGGACACGGAGCUCUCCGAAAUGAAGUUCCUGUGCCGCGACAAAAUUGGGAAGCGAAAGCUUGAUGCGGUGCAAAGCGGCCGGGAGCUCUUCAGCAUCCUGAUGGAGCAGCAGCUGAUCGCGCACGACAACCUGGCAUUGCUGAGGAAGCUGCUGCAGGACAUCCGCAGGGACGAUUUGCAGUCACGGGUGGUUCAGUUCGAAGAGGAAGAACCUCAUGCCCUUGAUAAUCAGCCAGAUGGGCAUGAAAAACGUCUCCUGAAAGCAGCUGUUGAAGUCAUAUGUGACAAUGUUGGGAGAGAGUGGAAGAAGCUGAUGCGAGAACUUAGGAUGGCAGAGGUGAAGCUGGACAGAAUAGUAGCAGCCCAUCCAGAUAACUUGUAUGAGCAGCUUGUUCAGGCACUUCGGGAGUGGCAGUUGUGGAAGGGGAAGGAUGCAAAGGUGGCUGACUUAAUAAAAGCCCUCCAGAGCUGCAAGCUGAAGUUGGUGGCAGACCUGGUUGAAGAGAAGAUCUCACAGCUGAACAUGGAACCAGAUGAAGUGGGUAAAAAACUAUGAAUGAAAAAUCAGAGUACCUUCUUCUUCUCUGAACCAAAACAAUUAUCAGUGGCUGAUUAUUGUGCCACUUAUUUAUGUGCCUUAAUAAGUUAAUUUGUGCUCAGGUGAAAAUUGACAUGGGAGCAGAUUCCUUUCAGGGAACACUUUGUAGUUUGAUGCUUCUUUCAAGGUAUUUUAACUUUCACAAAAUCUGAACUCCAUUUUGUAGAAAUUCUCACACUUUUGUUCUGCCACUCACUUGGAAAGAUUUGCUUUGCUGUAGGCAUUUUUCAGAUGCACCUCCACUGGAAAUACAUUUAUGGGACACUUCUGAGGCAACUGGAAUUUAGAAUUUCAUGGGGAGGUUAGAUUUUUUUUUUUUUUUAAUGGCCUAUUAUAAAUAGAGUGUGAAAGGGAGAAGGGGUAAACCUUUCAGCUGGAUGCUGGCUUUUCUUUUAGAGAAGCAUAAAAUAAUAUCUUAGGUAAUUCAUCAAAUAUAUUUGCUCUCCAUGAAAGGAUAUUUAAGACAACUGUAACCUCAGACUGCAGUGCAAGAGGGACAUUAAAUAUUGUGGUGGCUUUCUUGGAAAAAAUGUGCCUGGUUUUGAAAAUGAAAUCAAAUGUCUGUACCAAGUGCCUUCAGCAUCCCAGAGGAAGUGCUCUUCUGAAACUGUCCAAGAGACUUCGUGUCUCAUAGAUGUUUACAGCAGCCUCUUGUCAAAGCUGGGACUGCUGUGGGACUGCUUGCUGGGACUCCUUCCAUGACCUCUGUGAGAGGCUGCUCGUGUGUGCUGGAAGGUGUGAGCCACUCACAGAGGGAACAGGAUUCAUGAACCUGUGUCAGAUUCAGUUCUCAGCUGUCAUCUGGAACAAACUUCAAUCAGUGGCCUUCACGCCUGACUUAAGGCUGGAGAAAUUGCACAGUUGCACAGUCCAGGACAUGCAGGGCUGUAGAGGCCUCAGGGAGAAGAAUCCCAUGAGAUCAUUACUGCUUGAACAUCUGCAGGAUCCUGCAUUUCUGCAGACAUCUCCCAAGUGCCUGGUUAGAUACUGGAAGAGGUUUAAUUGAUGCUGCAUCUGUGGGACUUCCAGCUCUUCCCAAAUUGUUUCCAUGUGGUGCCAUUGCUGUGAAGGGCUGGGUGUCAGCACAUAACUUGUCACUGCUCUGCAGAAACGUUGUGACACUGACAAUUUUCAAGUUUUUGUUGCACCUAGUGCCUCUUUCUCAAACAGUGAGGCUUGAAUACUUAAUGGUAAUUAGUGGAAACUGCCAUGAGUUCACAUGAUAGAAAAAUCAUUUCAGUCAGGGUUUUUUUCCCUUCAGUGAUGCUUCUCAUCACUCCUAGGAGUGCUCAAGGCCAGGCUGGAUGGGACUUGGAGCAACCUGGUCGAGUGGAAGGAGUCAUUGAUUGGAACUGGAUUAUCUUUUAGGUUCCUUCCUGCCCAAACCAGGAUUGUGUGCUGAUUCUCAGUAUCUUUCCAAUUGUGGUGUAUUAAGUAUCUCUGGUUGUAUCCAAACAAAGGGAAAUACAGGAGUUGCCACCUGUCUGCCUCUCCAGCAGGCAGAGUUCUCCAAGUUCUUACUCUAUUUAUUUGUAGCAAUUGUCAAUUCCAGGCUCCCAGGAGGAGAUGCUGAGCUUCGGCUGAAUGACCAGCUCAGGUGCUUUGGAGAUUUUUGUUUCAUAGACACCAGGAGUAAUCAUUUUGCAGUAUCUAAAGAAAAGGAUUGCUCCAGCAGUUUUUUCUUCCUGCCUCUGAGCAAUCCCUGGGAGCAGAGCAGAGGAGUGGAAGUGAGUAGAAUGAAUUAUAUGAGUGUUCAAACAGCUCUGCAACAGCUCCAAGUCCAAUCUCUCUGCUGAACCACUUUUCUUAUCCACUUUUAAUAAGUCUUCUGCUUCUCCGACGAGAUUUAUGUGGAAUAGGAAAAGUACAAUGCCUACUGCAUACAGCCAGGAUAUUUUAGGAAUUGGUUGGAAUAAUCUGGUGGUUGUAGCCAAGCACUCAUUGGCUACAAGAAAUACUCUGCUUCAGGAGAUAAAAACCUCUUGUUUCUUUAAGGAUUUUGUACAUCCUUUUACUGUGUCUGAAAGCAAUGACCUAGACUGCAUCGAUCUGUGCCAUACCUCAGAGCGAAUUAUGACUGUUUUUAUGAGAGAUUAAAAUGUUUAUGUGAAAGCAAAAUCAACUGAAAUGAAGGGAACAAAAUCUUUUUAUUGGGAGGAGGGAUAAAGAGUAGAAUUUGUAAGGGAGUGUUUUCUGAUCCAGUUGACAAUCUUUUAUUUUCAAAUUAAACACCUUGAACUCAUACACAUAUUUUUAUAACUUGAAUUAAAGUUUUAUAUUGUAUAAUUCUGUGUACAUUUAAUUAAAAUAAUUCCUUAAGAAAACAAAAAGUGGAACAGGGUAUUUUCUUGUUUGGGAUUGCUGUCUGCAGUGAGAUCUCUGACUGAGAGAAAGUGGAUGUUAAGGACAAUUUGGAAGCAAGGAGUGGUGCUAAACAGGCAUUGUGUUAGCAGUGCCCUUCUUGGGACAUUAAAGACAAAAAGGCAAGUGUUUUGUCAUUGAGUUUCUUAGAAGUGCUAAACAGGCUGCAGUCUGCCUGCAGCAGCAUUUGAAUCCUGUCACUAAGGGAGGUGUAAGGAAAAAGAGAUUCCCUGCCAGCCCUCAAGAGCCUAAACUCAGUCCCAAGGUGCUUGGGAGACAGGAUGCCUGUGGGUAGGCUUCCUUUUCUUUUCCUCUGCUAGCCAUGCUGUGCUAAGGAUGUCAUAUUUGAUAAUUAAUUGAAAACCUAGCUUCUGGUUUAGUCUAAGCUUGGUCAGGAUUUUAGAGGACGUGCUCAGAAUGAAUUUACAGAGGCUUGGGUGUUUUGUGGUGUGUCAGCCUGCACUUGAAGUUGUGAGUAAGACAACUUAAUUGCCCUUUUUAUCAAACCCUUUAGGAUGCUCUCCAAGAGUAUCUGCCUGUGAGGAAUUACUUAAACCUUUUUCCUUUUGGUCUCCUGAGAGUAAUCUUUCCUUACAGCCUUGAGAAAACAGCACAUCAAAACAUGUGGAGAAUUAGGAGUGCCAUCUCAGGAGAAUUCUCAUCUCAGAGGGUUGUUUUUCCAUGUCAUUUCUCAGUCCCUUUCAGCACUUGCUUGCCAUUGCCUAUGAUUUUUUAAGAUAUCAAUUAUGAACACAUAUUGAGGUGAUUUUCUUUUCCAAAAUUGCAUUAUUUUCAUUACUGGGUUAAAUAAAGUUUUCUAGCCCAUUAAUUAAAAAUCCUCUUCCACAAAUUGAUUGUUGUGAACAUUUCAAAUACAAUGCUUUGGCUUCCUUUUCUUCAUUCUCCACACUCAGGCAGCUGCAUUUCCUCCAGCCUUUGUUUCAUUCCUGAAAUAAUUGUCUCCUCUGAAAUCUAAUUGCAUCAUUUUUAAACAAUUGUUUAAUGCAGAAAGCUUAAUAACACUGACUGUCUCCAAGCUCUCUCUAGUGCUCAGCAUGUAUUUAAUUCAGACUUUUUGGCUGAGCAUUUUUCAAUUCAAAUUUAUUUCUAAUCAUUGUCUUGUGCCUUUCUUCUUCAGCAUGAAUCACCUAUAUCCUUAAAAUGUGUUCUAGCACAAAUAGUUUUCUAGGUUUUCUUCCCUCUUUGACUUACUACUUUUCUCUGACAGUGUUUUGGUGCUCUGGUAGAAUUGAGAGAAGUUAGCUCACUGUUUCAACCAUAAAAAUAAGAAUAAUGGGGGUGAGCUGAGGGGUAGGGGAAGGAGUUGUGAGUAAAGGUUCAGGAACUUUUGGAGAAUCUGAGUUUUAAAAAAAACUGUCACAGCUGAGGAUUACUUCACAGGAGCAGGGUGUAUUGCAAUGUGUGUGUACUGGGAAGUGGAGGUUCCAGGAGAGAAAGAUGCAGGGCUUUACUCAGCUGCUGGGAAAGGCAGAGUCAUGCAGGUCUCUGCUUGGCAAUCUGCAUGGAACCAACUCUUAAUCAUUAAAAAGUCCCGUCCACAGAACAAUUCCUGCUCAUGCCUCAUUCCUGAGAGCAUUACACAUGCCUCUCUUAAAGCAGGCAGAAGUGAAAACAACAGGCUUGUUCUUGUGAAACAUGAUGUAAUAGACAACAUUAAAAUCCCUGAAGUUGGCCAUCCUGGUUGAGUUUGAAUCAGGUAAUUUCUCUGACUUGGUCAGUUUUGGAAGCUGGAAGCCUUUUCCAUGCACUCUGUGUGUAUAGCUCCUGCAUGGAUGGCAGCUGAGCUCUCCUUUCUUUUUGGUUUCUUGUGCUGUGUUGGGGAAGGUCACAGAACUCCAGGCAGCUCUCACAGUAACCAGCUCUUAUAGCAAAGAGAAGGGGUUUGUGCAUGUUCUCUGCUCUAAAAAAAAUAACAGCUCCAAGGGAGGUCUUGAGGCGUCUCCAGUACAAUGUAAUAAAAAAGUGCCUUUGCUAAGGAAAGCAGCUUAAUGUCAACUUUGUAUCUCUGCCGAAUGCUUCAAAAAGCUGUCAGACUGGUAUUUUUUUAUUUACUACAUAAUGUUCAAGCCUUCAGAGCAGGCGCUGGUGCUGUGUGAAGUUACACAGUCAUAAAACUGGACCAUUAUCAUGCGAGAUGUAAAAAACACCCACCUGGGGCUUUCUGUGGGAGGUAUUUUAUUUACAAGUGAGCCCGGCUUUGGAGAACUUCUACAGAGAGCAUUCAUCUUGCCAUUAAAAAUGCUCACGAUUUUAAAAAUGUUUUCUUCUCCAUUUCUUAAUUCUGCUGAUCCUAUUGAUCACAGUAUGAGUAUUAACUUUAAAAAACUGAUUUGCAGAAUUUAGUCUGAGCAGUUCUUAUUGUGGUCUAAAUUCUAAAAAGGUUGUAGGAGCUAUUCUGCAAGCAUACACACCACCUGUGGCAAAAGGGAUGUACAAAGUUUCAAUUUCUAUACAAAAGCUGAUGAUUUUUGUAUGCAAACCUGGUACUAGAUUUUGUACACAGUGAGCAUAAAAAAUGUGAGAAAGUUUUGACAUAAAAAUGAAUCUAUAAAACUA
Messenger RNA from Oenanthe melanoleuca, 5814 nucleotides. It is a transcript of the gene FADD, whose product is annotated as Fas associated via death domain. NCBI's taxonomy places the organism in Eukaryota, Metazoa, Chordata, Aves, Passeriformes, Muscicapidae. Gene Ontology annotation, biological process: signal transduction; negative regulation of extrinsic apoptotic signaling pathway via death domain receptors. The record is from RefSeq and is a predicted model, not a curated record. The transcript has 2 exons. Bases 151 to 834 code for a protein of 227 amino acids. Gene Ontology annotation, molecular function: protein binding.